This is a messenger RNA of Solea solea (common sole), 3151 nucleotides long. It is a transcript of the gene tmem275a, whose product is annotated as transmembrane protein 275a. The record is from RefSeq and is a predicted model, not a curated record. NCBI's taxonomy places the organism in Eukaryota, Metazoa, Chordata, Actinopteri, Pleuronectiformes, Soleidae. Bases 670 to 1290 code for a protein of 206 amino acids. The transcript has 2 exons.
AAAUAAUGAAUAAUGUCUAAUGCCUUCACGCUGACAGCCACAGCAGUGGCACAGACUGGAUAGUGGGCUUCAUCAUGAGCUUCUCCUUCACGUCCGCAGCCGCAGGAUAAUGACCUGUCAGCCGCUGCGUGCGUCUGGCGCGGAUCACGGUCAUGUUGCGUCUCUCUCUCUCUCUCUCUCUCUGUGUUCACUCAGAAGAAAAUCACACGAGUGAUUCCCUUUCUCCUCUCGGAUUCUCUUCCUCUUCUCCUGUUCCUCUGCAGGUCAGCUCGCCUCUGCUUGUGUCUGCGUGACCGCUCAUUGAACGGCUGUCGCCCUCAUCAUCAUCACCCUCCUCAUCAUCAUGACUUGUGCCCUCAGGAGCGUGAAGCUGUGUAAAAAAAAAAUCGGAAGUCCCUCGUUUGGUAUUUGCGCGUCCUUUGAGCCUCUCAGUAAUCACAGCCGCUAAUUAAAGGCUGGGGGACCGCACUGGAAAUCAAUAGACUCAGCGAUGGGAAGACCUUCAGCAUAUCGACACACAAGACAAAGACGCUUCCAUGCUGUCAUUUGGACACACUUUAUUUAGACCGUGCCAUGGGGAAGAGUUCGGACUGAAAUACAGGGAGAGUUAAAAGCGCCAUAGGAGGAGAAACGGAGCAAGAGAGAGAACGGUUGUCUGGAGUAGAAAACAUGGUCAUCACAGACAGAAACUCUGGAACUCCUGUACCUAAAAAGGAGUCGCAGAAGAAGAAGAGGAGGAAAUCUCGCCCUCAUGGUCUGCCCUCUCCAGCCCUCUGCUGUGCCUGUGGCCUGUGCAUCAUGCUGGCAGGACUCAACAUUACUCUGGUCGGAGCAUUUGCCUUCAGCACACUGGUGCCUUCUGCCAACCCCCCGAUCAUCAUCGGACCAAUCCUUCUUCUGGUGGCCUUUUCUUUUUUCGGGGCCUGCUGUGUGUGCAGCCGCCUGCCGCCUCCCCACAGCUCACGGAGGUCAAAGGUGGGUGGCAAAGGGGGAGGACUGAUGGGACACACUGGGCUAACUGGUGGCGCAGCAUUUGAAAUUGAGACCAGCGAGCACACUCUGCAGGAUACUACAGCGGUGCAACUCAGCCCCACAUCUUCCCCCGGAUCGUCGCGGGCGUCCAGCCCAGAGAUGGAGGCUCCUGAUGCAGCACCACUAAGCUCCUGCAAACUCUUCACCAUGGAGACCAACGGUCCUCCUUCUGUUUCUGCCACAGCAGUCUACUCGGCCUCCACAGCAGCAGGAGGGGAGGUGAGGCUCAAUCUGCCUCGUGAGGAAGUGGUCACCUAGCAGGGCAUUACCUCGUCCAAGGCCAGAGUGUUAGCAGUGUAAAUAUCCUUCUGAGUCAAGGGCCGGCUGAGUGUGAUUGUGUCCUGUAGUUAUGUAGUGAAAUAUUUCUGGUUGUGACAAGUUCUCCGCAGUAUGCUUUUGAAUUCUCUCGCUAUGUUGCCCACUAGUAACUAGCAUGCAGAAAGAAAAAAAAAAAUCCAAGUAUCGUGUGGCUCAUAGGUUGAGGAAUUCAAAUUCCUACAUCUGCUGCGCUGUUCUUGACGUCUUUGUUUUAACUGGGGCAUUAUGAACAGUGUUUUUUUGUUUCUGUGGAAACUGAACUCAGUGUCUGAAACCAUAAACAUUUAUCCGUAGCUGUUCGUCUUGUCUGUGAAAACCUGUCCUGCCAGCAUUGGUUUGAGGAGCCUCCUCUGAAAAAAUGUGAUUGUUGACUUGUUCUAAAAGGUAAAAGAUUAAAUGUGAAAGGUCAGAAUUGAAAACAGGGAUGUGAUGACAUUUGAUAUUUUUAUUUGCCAACCUCCUCGCUGAACUUGUUCUGGGAGCAUAAAAUAUUAAAGGUCACUCGGGUCCCAAAGCAAUAUGGUCUCACCUGAGAUUAAAUUCAAGCCAUUUCGAGUUAAAAGUAAGGGAUGCCAUGACACUUGUCUACAACCAACAGCUUUGUAAUGAACAAGGUAUGUGUUGCUGUAUAUGAACAUGUAGUUGAGUACAAUGUUGGAAUCAUUAUUCUUGUAGUUUGACAAGAGACAAGUCAUCACAUAAACACCACAGGCACUGUGUUUCCUCACCAUGAUGGCGACUGCUUUUAAAUUCACAUGUGUAUUUUUACACAUCAUUCAAAUCACAGUUUUAAAGUCUCAUGAUCCACGUGCAAAAGUGACUUAUAUCAUUUUAAUGUAUGGAGUUAGACAACUAGAUUUUGAAUUACACCGUGUGAUUGGACACAGACAGAGCAAACGGGAACAUGUGAAUUUUCAUUUUUCACGGCUAACAUGGGGCCACACGGUGGAGUAGUGGUUAGCACUCUUGCCUUGCAGCGAGAAGACCCGGGUUCGAGCCCUUCUGCAUGGAGUUUGCAUGUUCUCCCCGUGUGUGCGUGGGUUCUCUCCGGGUUCUCCGGCUUCCUCCCACAGUCCAAAAACAUGCAAUGUGGGGAUUAGAUGAAUUGGACACUCUAAAUUGACCAUAGGUGUGAGAGUGAGAGUGAAUGGUUGUUUGUCUCUAUCUGUGUGUGUGGCCCUGCGAUGGACUGGCGAACUGUCCAGGGUGUACCCCGCCUAUCGCCCGAUGUAGCUGAGAUUGGCACAGCACCCCCCGCGACCCUCUGGUUGAGGAUAAAGCGGUAGAUGACGUCUAACAUGACAACCUCUGCUACACCUGUGGAAAAGCCACGAGAUAUAUUCAGAUUGCAUAAAAUAAUAUUUGUUCCCCAUCACUGUGACGUCUUCUUGGCAGUUAUAAACCUGAUUGGUUUAGAAAAAAAGCAUUUCCCGUCAAAGGAACGUUGCCUUAUAGACAGAUAUCAGGAUCAAACUAAUGAGGGCUAUAUAAAAUUGCACAGCAGCAGUUUUCCUCAGAAAACCUUUUUUUCCUCUGCCUCCGGAUUCCUACUCCAUGUUGUUAAGAAAGCCUCAACAUGUUUCUGUUUUUGUGGAUGUAACAAAUGCAUGCAAAUGGCUUUGAAACAUUUCAACUCUGAAAUGAAAUGAUAGCUGGAGCUAAAACUCCUGCAUACAGCCAUGCACUGACCAGAGCAUUCACUUACCCAUUGAUUACUCGGACACUGCUCCUUGAAAGGAUCACUUUCCCCUGCCAGCAAGGCUGUCUGUCAAGCCAAAUUAGAGUGCGGAGCUGAAUGCUG